CCUGAGGAAUUAUUGACGCAACAGCAUCAUAACAACGGAAAAAAUCUCAUUGAAUCAUUCGGCGAAAUAACUUGUCAUGUGAAUCCAUUUGCUGAGGUUCACUCCACUCGUGACAGUUUUGUCACUGAUCGUGAUGAAAAUUAUUGCGACACAUCUCGCGACAAUUUUUUCUCAAUUCCGGUUUUGGACUCCAGUUUCGUUGUACUUUGGGUCUUCGUCGAGCUCUCGAUGUCGAUCUCGGAUUUCAAGGGGAUAAUGGGACCCGGUGGUGGAGAUGUGCGAGGAGAGGAGCCUGAGUCCAUGACGAAAAGUGCUUUCGAGAGUCUGGGGGUUGUCAUGGAUAAUGGAAAGCCCAGGUUCAGGCUCAAUGAACCUGUGUUUUCCACUGGGGCCUGCUCCAUGAGGAGUCAGCACUUCAAUCAGGAGGAGGACGAGGAGACUUCCUUCGUCGUCCUGGGGAAGAGCUCCAUGGAUUUUGUUAAUACUGCCUCCCUGGCGGAUUAUGAACAGAUCAAGGAACAGAGUUUGACUGUUGAUACUUCCAUAGUUUCCACUCUGAGUCAAGAAGAAAUCGAGAAGAAAGUCGUGGAACUACUCCAGGAGAAUCAGAAAUUGAAGGACACUCUCUCACAGAACAACAACACCAUGAAAUACCAUUUCAACACGUUGGCGACUUACCAAGAGGAACUGAAAAAAGUCCAUGAGAAUCACAAGCAGAAAUUCGCAGAGACGCGUAACAUGAUUACUCUCUUGAAGAAUGAAAACACAGAAUUGAAGACGAAAUUGACCAUGGAGGCCUCGAUGAUGAGCCCGAGAUUUUCAGGAGAAAUGAUCGGUGAAUCCAUGAGUGCAUCCGACCAGAAGAACAUCGAGUACCCCUCCCUGGCCCCCGCGAAAAGUCCCUCGCCAGGACUGGACAGUAUACCCUCCCAAGCCUCUGCAAAAACCUCAGUGACCCAAGACGUCCAGAGCCUCCCCAGUGAGGCAUCCCUCACUCAGAUAAUCCUCGAGAAGUCUCUGCAGGAUCGCUGCAUGCACUACCAGCAGGAGAUAAUCCACUCCCUGAAGGAGCAAAUAAGGGUCCUCAGUGAGAGCUCCUUCGCCCCCCUGCAACUCAACGUCGAUUCUGAAAAGUCAGACGAGAAAUAUCGCAAGCAGUUCCUGGACAACUUCACCCACUACAACGAGAAACUCGGAACACUGGCGAGAUGUUACACAGAGCAGAUGAGUCGUUUCACUGAUAUCCAGGAGUGCCUGAAGCGCUGCAUCGAGACACUAGACUACUACGAGAACUUCGAGCCCUCUGACCUCACCAUGGACACCAGACUGAAGCACAAACAGCUGUUGGACGACGCCAGAGCCCAGCUGAUCGAGGAACAGCUGAAGAACAUCAACGAGAGGCAGAACCUGAUAAAAGCACAGAAGCUGUUCGAGGGGAUAUUUUCGGAUUACAACGCAGCACUCCACGAGCUUGAGAUCCUUCGAGAGGAGAACUCGAAGCCAGUGGAGCGAAAGGCCUCGCAGGAGCCGGGGAAACUCGAUGUGCUGAGGGAGAGGAAGGGCCUGGAGGAGGCGAAGGAGGUGUUUGAACUCGAGAAGAAGAGUUUCCUCGCUGAGAAGCUGCAGUUCGAGCAGGAGAGGGAGUCCCUCAAUGGCGAGAGGGCUUCACUCAAUUCUCAGAGCAUGCUGUACGAGGCGCAGAUGAGCAGCCUUCGGGAUAACAAUAAAGUGCUGGAGAAACGGCAUGACGAUCUGGUGUCCGAGGUAACCAGGCUCAAGCUGGAGAUCGAGAGGAAGGACGUUGAGCUGGAGGGACUCAGGGCGAGACUGGCCAUCGCUGAGGAUCAUAACGAUGACAUUGAUCAUCUCCGAGCACAAAUGGAGGCGUACAAGCAGGACUUCGAGGAGGAGAAAAAAUCCCGACAGGAUCUGUUGAGUCAGCGACUAGAAUUGUCAGAUCAGCUGGGAAAAAUUCGAGAGUACAAUCAGCAGCUGCUGCAGCGCCUGAACGGCCCGAACCCUGCAACAUCGGGAGCCAGGGGUGGACAACAGGCUAUAUCUCCUGACGGCUUCCUCGUCGAUGCAUUCUGCGAGACGUGUGGUCUGUGUAAAAUGCCAGGGCAGUGGCACGGCCCAGGACUCUGUCAGCCGGAUGAUUAAGUCGUACAACGGCUGUAAUCGAAGUAAUGAUGGAAGAUGUGAUGUAUCCAUAAUAUUUUUGUCAAGCAUUAAAGUUUAUUUUACCAGAGAACUAGUUACGUAUGUAGUUUUAGUCAUGUUCGUUAACUGCAAACAUUAUUGUAAGUAAAAGUAAAUAAAAAUAACAUUUAUUCCUCUA
This is a messenger RNA of Diachasma alloeum, 2338 nucleotides long. Its product is annotated as spindle pole body component 110. Gene Ontology annotation, molecular function: K63-linked polyubiquitin modification-dependent protein binding. Lineage: Eukaryota; Metazoa; Arthropoda; Insecta; Hymenoptera; Braconidae. Gene Ontology annotation, biological process: regulation of canonical NF-kappaB signal transduction. The record is from RefSeq and is a predicted model, not a curated record. Gene Ontology annotation, cellular component: nucleus; cytoplasm. The transcript is spliced from 5 exons. Bases 229 to 2160 code for a protein of 643 amino acids.